GAGGAUUGAAGAAAAAGUUGAAAACAAAACCUAGAAUCAACAUAAAUCCACAUAAAAUUUUAUGUAUUUCAUCUUCAUAUAAAAGAUGUAAGCAAUUGUAAGUUCGGUAUUAGUUUAUUGACCGCUGCAGAGAAGAACUGACCAGCAUCACCUCACAUUCAUACACCAUGUUCAAAAUCAUUGCCCUGGUUGCCUGUCUUACCGUCGUGAAGGUGGCCGCCGAAGAUUACUUCACCUAUCCUAGGUACAAAUUCGAGUACGGAGUCAAGGAUGAACAUUCGCUGGAUCACAAAAGCCAUUGGGAAUACCGUAAUGGCGAUGUCGUGAAGGGGCAGUACACUAUGGACGAGGCUGAUGGAACCCAGCGGAUUGUUGAGUACAGCUCGGAUCACGAGACCGGAUUCCAGGCUCAUGUUAAGCGCAGCGGAUUUGCUCACCAUCCGUACGGCGAAAGCUACGUGAAUAUUGACCAGUACAAUUGAAAGGGGGGAUAGGGAAUGUCAGAAAUAG
Molecule: messenger RNA, 510 nt
Organism: Aedes albopictus (Asian tiger mosquito)
Lineage: Eukaryota; Metazoa; Arthropoda; Insecta; Diptera; Culicidae
Product: cuticle protein 19-like
Exons: 2
Coding region: 168-482 (104 amino acids)
Cellular component (GO): extracellular matrix
Source: RefSeq, a predicted model, not a curated record